CUUCUGCUACUUCGCCUUCUUCUUCUUUUUUUUUCUCGUUUUCGAACGCGAACGCAGAGUUGAGCGCAAGCAAUCAAAAACCCUAACCCUAGCGGUGUUGCAAUCUAAUCAGAUAAUUCAAUUGGAGAAUUAGAGGAUGGGGGCGAGCCGGAAGCUCCAGGGCGAGAUCGACCGGGUUCUCAAGAAGGUCCAAGAAGGCGUGGAUGUGUUCGACAGCAUUUGGAAUAAGGUUUAUGACACAGAUAAUGCGAACCAGAAGGAGAAGUUUGAGGCCGACUUGAAGAAGGAGAUUAAGAAGCUCCAGCGGUACAGGGACCAAAUCAAGACUUGGAUUCAGUCCAGUGAAAUCAAGGAUAAGAAGGUGAGUGCCUCAUACGAGCAGGCUCUGGUGGAUGCUCGGAAGCUUAUUGAGCGUGAAAUGGAAAGGUUUAAGAUAUGCGAAAAGGAGACCAAAACCAAAGCUUUUUCUAAAGAGGGAUUGGGCCAACAACCAAAAACUGAUCCGAAGGAGAAGGCUAAAUCAGAGACAAGGGAUUGGAUAAACACUGUGGUAGGGGAGUUGGAAUCUCAGAUUGACAGCUUUGAAGCUGAGAUUGAGGGGGUAUCAGUCAAGAAAGGAAAGGGCAGACCGCCUAGACUGACCCAUCUAGAGACAUCUAUUACCCGGCAUAAGGCUCAUAUAAUGAAGUUGGAACUGAUCUUAAGGUUAUUGGAUAAUGAUGAACUCAGUCCUGAGCAGGUCAAUGAUGUCAAAGACUUUUUGGAAGACUAUGUUGAACGUAAUCAGGAGGACUUUGAUGAGUUUAGUGAAGUUGAUGAGCUUUACAGUACCUUACCAUUAGACAAGGUGGAGUCCCUUGAAGAUAUUGUUCCUCCUGGUCUUGUCAAGGGUGCACCGAUGCUUGGCUUGAAGACUUCUUUGGCAGCAUCAGCAUCUCAAAUGCCUCCCAUUGUUAUUACCACUAACCAACCAAGUACUCCUGUACAAGAGCCGGUUGAGGAUACAGUUUCCCAGGAUAACAGUAAUCCUGAUAACAUUGCUAGAACUCCACCUCCUAAAAGCAGUGCACUUGGUUCUGCUGCAUCAACACCAACUGGGAAUCAUGCAACUCCUGUCUCUUUGAAUGUUUCAUCUCUCAGUUUGCCUGGUGUACCAACUGUUUCAGCUGUUGCUGGUUCAAAUGCUGUUCGUGGUGUCACAGAGAAUGCAGGGGCUGCUCGUUCUCCAUCUCCUGUAAGUCUGUCUCCUUCUGUGAAGGAAGAAGAAGUAGCAAGCUUCCCUGGACGUAGAGCAUCACCAUCACUUUCUGAUACUGGAGUUGUGAGAGGCAUUGGUAGAGGUGGCCUCACUGGCCAGAUCCCAUCUAGCAUACCUCUUAGUUCGAGCACUGUGGUUCCUAGUAAUAAUGCCCUGGGUGCAGUCCCCUCUGCUACUGAUGUAGCAAAGAGAAAUAUUUUGGGAGCUGAUGAGAGACUUGGAAGUAGUGGUGUGGUACAGUCUCUUGUUUCCCCUCUGAGCAACCGGAUGAUCUUGCCUCAGGCUUCCAAACCCAGUGAUGGAACUGGGCCAGUUGAUUCUAGUAAUACAAGUGAGGCUACUGCUAUACCUGGCCGAGCAUUUUCCCCUUCUAUGGUCUCUGGCAUGCAAUGGAGGCCCGGAAAUUCCUUCCCAAACCAGAAUGAAGCGGGAUUGUUUCGUGGAAGAACGGAAAUAGCACCUGAUCAGAGGGAGAAGUUCUUGCAGCGGCUCCAGCAAGUGCAGCAACAAGGUCACAGUACCAUUCUUAGCAUGCCCACUCUUGCUGGUGGAAAUUCUAAGCAGUUUUCUACUCAGCAGCAGAAUCCACUCUUGCAACAGUUUAAUUCUGCAAGCUCAUCUGUACCUUCUCAAGCUGGCAUGGGACUUGGGGUAGGUCUUGGGACUGUUUCAUCUACUGCCUUACAGCAGCAGCUAAAUUCCAUCCACCAACAGUCUCCACAGGCUAAUCCACAGGCAUUGAUGUCAAGUGGACCAAAAGAAGCUGAUGCUGGUCAUCCAAAAGUUGAGGACCAGCAGCAACAGAAUCUUCCUGAUGACUCGACGUCUGAAUCUGCUCCUAGUUCUGGGCUCGUAAAGAAUCUAAUGAAUGAGGAUGAUAUGAAAGCCUCAUAUGCAAUUGAUUCUCUGACUGGCGUUUCUAGCUCUUUGACUGAGUCUUCUCAAGUACCUCGAGAUAUCGAUCUCUCUCCUGGGCAACCUUUGCAGUCGAGUCAACCUUCUGCUAGCCUUGGUGUUAUUGGCCGAAGAAGUGUUUCUGAUCUUGGUGCAAUUGGCGAUAACCUCUCCGGAUCAACUGCCAAUUCUGGGGCAAUGCAUGAUCAGUUGUAUAAUUUGCAGAUGCUUGAGGCUGCUUAUUACAAACUUCCACAACCCAAAGACUCUGAACGUGCAAGAAGCUACACUCCAAGGCACCCUGCAAUAACUCCUCCUAGCUAUCCCCAAGUUCAAGCACCUAUAGUUAAUAAUCCUGCUUUCUGGGAACGUUUGGGUUCUGAACAGUAUUCUACUGAUACACUGUUCUUUGCAUUUUACUAUCAGCAGAACACUUACCAGCAAUAUUUGGCUGCCAAAGAGUUGAAGAAGCAAUCUUGGAGAUACCACAGGAAAUACAACACUUGGUUUCAACGACACGAAGAGCCAAAAGUUGCUACUGAUGAAUAUGAACAGGGUACAUAUGUGUACUUUGACUUCCAUAUUGCCAAUGAUGAUCUACAACAUGGAUGGUGUCAAAGGAUCAAAACCGAGUUUACCUUUGAAUAUAACUAUCUUGAAGAUGAACUUAUCGUAUAGAAGAUGUUCAGUGGAUAGCACAACAUUGAGAAUAUCAUGUCAGCUUCCUGGUUCAGACUGUAGCAGUGCGGGGUUUGCAAUGCCUGCUGUUUCUGUUUCGUUUCUUGAUGAUUACAUGGCUACUAGUGCUAAUUGUAUCUAGUUUCUAAUCUCCUAAUCGUUAGGAUGACAUUUCUGUGUAUAAUGAAGUGGAUUGUUAUUUCGUCAUUUUUGACGUAUUAUGUUAUCUAUAUAGUUUUAAGUAGCAAUGUUGAAAAGCUGUUGUUUG
Messenger RNA from Rosa chinensis, 3098 nucleotides. Its product is annotated as general negative regulator of transcription subunit 3. Gene Ontology annotation, biological process: regulation of DNA-templated transcription; nuclear-transcribed mRNA poly(A) tail shortening. Bases 137 to 2830 code for a protein of 897 amino acids. Lineage: Eukaryota; Viridiplantae; Streptophyta; Magnoliopsida; Rosales; Rosaceae. The transcript has 16 exons. Gene Ontology annotation, cellular component: CCR4-NOT core complex; nucleus; P-body. The record is from RefSeq and is a predicted model, not a curated record.